AUUAUUGUUCAUGUUGUUAAAAUUUAAUUAUUUAUUGUUCAUGUUGAUAACAAUUUAAUUAUUUAUUCUUCAUUGUUUUUAACAUAACUAUUCUGUUUACAACUUUUAUCGUAUUGUAUCAAUAAAGCCUUUCUACGAUUUGGAAAUUUGUUGUUUUUUGAGUAGCGACAAAGUAGCGACUUUUCAAAAUAUCUAUGGCGAAAUCAGCGACUUUUAUUUUAAAAUGUAGCGACAUUCACUUACGAAAAGUUAGAAACACUGGCCUUCCAUGACAAUUACAAAAAGGUUCCUCUAGAGACACUCAGUCGAUGUGUUCCUGGCAAGACUUUGUUCCUGCAGGUGAAAGUUUGUCUAUUUUUCGCCGUCAUUAAAAUUACAGAAUUUACGAAGCUGGCAACACUCAUUUUAAUCAGCUGGUAAACAAAAUAAUUGUGACGGCUGCGUACAUCGAUUUUUUUAAACAAAUAACUUAUUUUAAUUAAUAAACAAACGGAAAAUUUAAAUGUGAUUUCCAUAUGGCUUGUUAGAAGACUAAAGAAGAAAGUUGUCAAAAUGGCAGAUUAUUGGACGAGUCCGAAGAUUGUGUUAAAAAGUGUUGGACCAAAAUUAGUGCCAUUCUUCAAGACUGUUGCUGUGUAUUUUGUAUUAGCCAUUCCUGGUGAUAAUCCAUCCUGGUUUGCUUGUCUUAUCAAAUGCUUACCGGUUGGAUGGUUAUGUAUAUUUGUUAUUCUACAUGGAAUGAGUCUAGAUGAAAAACAUACAUACUCUAGAAGAAUUUUAACUGGAUUAAUAUUUUCUUGUUUUGGAGAUCUCCUUCUAAUUUGGCCAUGCUACUUUAUUUGGGGAAUGUUAUCAUUUGCAAUAGCUCAUGUUUUGUAUAUACUUGCAUUUGGAAUGUCACCUCUGAAUCCAAUUGCUGGAUUAGUAUGUAUUAGUCUGGGCACUACUGCCACUUACAUCAUGUAUCCUGGAAUGAGUGGUAAUUAUAAUUUAUAAUAGUUUUUUAAAUUUCUGUCAUAUUUAAAUUACAGUAGCCUUUCAUUAUAUUGUGGAUUUGGAUAUAUCACACAUUUUUUUGGUCCUUAAAUUUUAAAAGCACUUGAAUCAAUAAAUUUUAAAUUAUCUGUUGCCAUUGAAUUUCUUUAUGCAAUGAAAUAUGGUAUUUUAUUUCUAACAUUGUCUUUGAAACUAACUGAAGAUGAAACAAUAAAUUGAUCAAGAUUAGUGUUGCCAUCUUUUGAAAAUCGCUGACCUGGAUAGCACAUCAGGUUUGUUUGAACAGAAGUUCCUGAUGCAUGUGCAAUGUCAUUUUAGAAUGCGAAGAAUAACGUGCAUGCCGGUUCUAAAUCAGUUACAGUUAGGGACUAGGGACUUGCAUAGGAGUAACGUAAGUAACCUAAAUUAAGAAAGAAUGAGUACAGAUAACUUAGUUCUAUUUGUGACAUGUACUAUCGUAUAAACCAAAAAAAAAAAAGUAAUAAAAAUAAAAAGGUCAACAGGGUUUGUGCGCCACAUGUCGAUGUAAACA
Molecule: messenger RNA, 1528 nt
Organism: Centruroides sculpturatus (bark scorpion)
Lineage: Eukaryota; Metazoa; Arthropoda; Arachnida; Scorpiones; Buthidae
Product: lysoplasmalogenase-like protein TMEM86A
Exons: 2
Coding region: 553-996 (147 amino acids)
Cellular component (GO): membrane
Source: RefSeq, a predicted model, not a curated record